AUGCUAUGGAAAGACAGGAUAUUUAGCCUCCUCAGGGCAACCCAUAAAAAAUGUACAACAUGUAUCAGAGCUGUUAGAAGCUAUUCUAAAACCCAAACGUUUGGCAAUUAUAAAAAUCCCAGUCGAAGAUUUUACCAGGACCUCAAAGACAGAGAUGUCACAUUCUCACCAGCCACUAUUGAAAACGAACUUAUAAAGUUCUGCCGGGAAGCAAGAGGCAAAGAGAAUCGGUUGUGCUACUAUAUCGGGGCCACAGAUGAUGCAGCCACCAAAAUCAUCAAUGAGGUAUCAAAGCCUCUGGCCCACCACAUCCCUGUGGAGAAGAUCUGUGAGAAGCUUAAGAAGAAGGACAGCCAGAUCUGUGAGCUUAAGUAUGACAAGCAGAUCGACCUGAGCACAGUGGACCUGAAGAAGCUCCGAGUUAAAGAGCUGAAAAAGAUUCUGGAUGACUGGGGGGAGACAUGCAAAGGCUGUGCAGAAAAGUCUGACUACAUCCGGAAGAUAAAUGAACUGAUGCCUAAAUAUGCCCCCAAGGCAGCCAGUGCACGGACUGAUUUGUAGUCUGCUCAAUCUUUGUUGCACCUGAGGGGGAGAAAACAGUUCAACUGCUUGCUCCCAAAACAGCCUUUUUGUAAUUUAUUUUUUAAGUGGGCUCCUGACAAUACUGUAUCAGAUGUGAAGCCUGGAGCUUUCCUGAUGAUGCUGGCCCUACAGUACCCCCAUGAGGGGAUUCCCUUCCUUCUGUUGCUGGUGUACUCUAGGACUUCAAAGUGUGUCUAGGAUUUUUUUAUUAAAGAAAAAAAAUUUC
Messenger RNA from Symphalangus syndactylus (siamang), 808 nucleotides. Its product is annotated as mesencephalic astrocyte-derived neurotrophic factor-like. Gene Ontology annotation, biological process: dopaminergic neuron differentiation; neuron projection development. Lineage: Eukaryota; Metazoa; Chordata; Mammalia; Primates; Hylobatidae. Gene Ontology annotation, cellular component: endoplasmic reticulum. The record is from RefSeq and is a predicted model, not a curated record.